AUGCUGAAGGUCUUCUUCACCACGCCUCACAUGCAGGAGAACCCUCGAUACGUCCUCUUUGUUCACAUGCUCAUCAAUGACACUUUGUUUAUCAUCAUCACAAAUUACAUUGUAGUGGAUUCCAUGUAUUCGGUAUACUUCCCUAUAAUCAUCUGUUUCAUCAUUCAAAGCUACGCGGGCAGUUUCUUUCUAGCGACCCCAUACAACCUGGCCGUCAUGUCUCUAGAACGUUACAUAGCCAUAUGUUUCCCAUUGAGACACUUACAGUUGUGUACACCAAAGAGAGCUAAAUAUGCAAUUGCUGUGAUCUGGGUCAUAGGGUUGUCUAUAAGUACUGCAAACUUCAUUACCUUGACCUACUUCGCAGAAAGAUCCUCCUUUUUCCUUUAUGAUAUGUGUGAUGCUAUAAAGGUGGUAAGUCCCAUACAAAACUUGGUCAGGAGCGUCUCCGAUAUCCUCAGCUUUGCUGGGGUGGCCUUGAUCAUUGUAUUCACCUACAUUAAUGUCAUGCUAGUUGCUAGGAGGAUCGGUUCGGGUCGUUCUUCGGCCAUUAAAGCUGGAACAACUGUUAUGCUCCAUGCCUUCCAACUCCUAUUAUGCCUGUGCGCCUUCAUUGCCAACGUAAGCGAGACCUAUGUACAGAGUUACACAUAUUACUUGCUCGUUUUGAACUAUGUUUUGUUCAUGUCUUUGCCCAGAUUACUCAGUCCACUUAUCUAUGGGGUAAGAGAUGAAGUUUUUCAAAAACAUAUAAGGAAAUAUUGCACAAUAUCUUGUACAUCGGACAAGCUCAAAGCUGUCACGUUCUUGUGUGAGAUCUCCUAA
This is a messenger RNA of Bufo gargarizans (Asiatic toad), 825 nucleotides long. RefSeq names its product odorant receptor 131-2-like. Bases 1 to 825 code for a protein of 274 amino acids. The record is from RefSeq and is a predicted model, not a curated record. Lineage: Eukaryota; Metazoa; Chordata; Amphibia; Anura; Bufonidae. Gene Ontology annotation, cellular component: membrane. Gene Ontology annotation, molecular function: G protein-coupled receptor activity. The transcript is spliced from 2 exons. Gene Ontology annotation, biological process: G protein-coupled receptor signaling pathway.